This is a messenger RNA of Endocarpon pusillum Z07020, 894 nucleotides long. RefSeq lists its product as uncharacterized. The record is from RefSeq and is a predicted model, not a curated record. The transcript has 2 exons. NCBI's taxonomy places the organism in Eukaryota, Fungi, Ascomycota, Eurotiomycetes, Verrucariales, Verrucariaceae. The coding region runs from base 1 to 894 and encodes 297 amino acids. Gene Ontology annotation, biological process: protein phosphorylation. Gene Ontology annotation, molecular function: ATP binding; protein kinase activity.
AUGUCUGCGGAAAACAAACCUGAACUCAAGCUCUACUACUUACGCCCUGGUUUCGAGCUCAUAGAGCCACACGAGGUUGAAAAGCGCCAAGAAGCACUCAGCAGUAUAAAGCCUGAGGAACGUCCUCUCUUCUUCAAUUAUACCUGGAAGCUAUCCCCCACUCUUGCCGUCAAACACGGCGAAAGAGUUACGUUCAGAGAGGCGCAGAACAUGUUCUUCAUCGAGCAGAACACAACCAUCCCUGUUCCCAAAGUCUAUGCAGUCUACUCCCAUCCAAUGCCAAACAGACUUGACUAUACUGAAGACGACGAAAAGACGUACUACGAGCACACCUAUAUCUUCAUGGACCUUUUGCCGGGAGCCACAGUUGAGAAAUCCUGGGACCAAUGGGACCAAGCCACCAGAUUGAAUGUUCAGAAUGAGCUCAAAACGUAUGUGGAAGAACUGCGACGACUCCCUGGGGGGCAUUAUAUCGGCUCUCUAAACCAUGGCCCUGUGACAGAUUGGUUGCUGGAAAACAAGGCUGACAAUUACGGCCCAUUCAAUAGCGAGGAAGAAUUCAAUCUUGAACUCCGCAAGGCCUUCUUCAAGGUUCACCCUGAAGAUUGUGUCGUAGCAGAUCGCUUGGAUGGCAUACUUGCCGCCCACAAGCACAAGAUAAAAUUCACACACAACGAUCUGAAGCCUUCAAACAUCUUAAUCAAAGACGGACAUAUCUCGGGCAUAAUCGACUGGGGAUUAGCUGGCUGGUACCCUGACUAUUGGGAAUACGGUUCUGCCACACGCAUAAGAACUUCGCGACAAGACUGGAAUAUUAUCCUAGACAGGGCUAUUGGUCGACCCCACUGCGAAGUCCAUAUGCUUGAUCAACUUGUUGAUAUGCUCCUUUUCUGA